This is a messenger RNA of Dentiscutata erythropus, 1824 nucleotides long. NCBI's taxonomy places the organism in Eukaryota, Fungi, Glomeromycota, Glomeromycetes, Diversisporales, Gigasporaceae. The record is from the annotation of a GenBank genome assembly.
AUGACAAAAUCAUUCGAAUUUCGUCAAAUUCUUGCUGCAAGUUAUCAUUGUAAGAGAUGUAAAGAGGAUUUUAAAUGUACAAAAAAAAUAUCAGCGAAGCAACGAAAAGAACUUAUGGACGCGGAUAAAAUAUGUAAUCUUUGUGAAAAACAACAUAUUCGUUGUGGAGACAAUAAAUGUGUAAAUUGCUGUAAAAAGUUUAAUAUUUGUAACAAUCCGAGAAAAUGUGAUCACUGCAUAGAACUUGAAGUUGAAUGUGAAUAUACAUUUCCACGAACGCAAGAAGAAUUCGAGAAAUAUUCUUCAAGUUUAAAGUAUAUAGCACAUCAGUUUGAAUCAUUAGAAGGAGUAGUGUAUAAUCAAGCACAUUUAAUGUUUGAUAAAAAAAUGACUAUGAGUUCAGUUAAAAAACUAUUUGAUGAUGAUGAAAUAUAUUUCCCUCCUAAAGAACGCGCAAGAGAUGAUUCACUUUCCAAUCGAGAAUAUUCGAAAAAAAGACAUAAUCGAUGUAAAUUGCAUCAUAAUCCAUAUGAUAAAAAAACAUUUUGUAAAUGUAGUUUAUCCGAUCCAAAUGAUUGUAGUGGAUGUAAACAUUGUACUAAAGAAUGUUACCAACAUAAACAUUUAGCCCGCUGGAGGGAUACUUCAGAUAUUGUUGGACCUUUUGAAUUCGGUGAAUGGAGGUAUCUCAAAGGUUCAAAUGAAAAUCAAGAAUGCGAAGAAAUUAAUGAAAUGAAAUUGUUAGAUAUGAAACGUACUGAAAGGAUAAUUAAUGAAGAUAUUCCUAUUAAACAAAUAGUAGAAAAUCCUGGUGAACUUUUACCACGAGGAUGGAUUAAAAGUUUACAAGCCAAAGAAUAUUUAGAAAAAAAACAAUUAGAAUAUAAGGAUAAAAUUAUUCCAGAAAAAAAAUUUUAUCCGAAAAAUUUUUUCUUUUAUGGUGAUUCUGGACCCGGAAAAUCUUCUUUAAUGAGGUAUUUAGCUAAUGCAUUAUCUAAGGGUCGUCCAAUUUGCACUAAAGCUAGAGACUCUGAAUAUAUUGAUGAGUAUAAGAAUCAAGUGUGUAUUAUGAAAGAUGAAUUAACUCAUGACUCAUUUAAUUUCGAGGAUUUAAUGAAUUGUUGUGAAAAAGAUAAAGUAGAGAUUAAACAAAGGAAUAAAAAACCUAUUAACAUAGUUUCAAAGUUUAACUUGUUUACGGCUCAGGAUUCUCUUAUCGAAAUAUUUUGUAGUAAAUGCAAAAACAAAGGAAAAUGUGAUGCUAUUUUUAGAAGGUUCACAAAAACUCAUGCAUAUACACAUGGUUACAUAAUUAAACUUGAAGGACGAUAUGUAGAUGGCUGUGUAAAAUUUACUAUCGAAUCUGAUGAUGUUAAUCAACCAGGAGGGAUUAUAUGUGACGUUGAUUACAAUGAAAAUAGUUUUUGGGUAUACAAUAAAUAUUGGACUGGCGAUUUACCUGAUAAUUUAAUUUAUCCAGAAAAUUCAGAGAAGAUUAAUAAAAAAUUACGUGAAAAAUUACUUAAAACUAUGGCAAGAAAACCUUCUCAAAAAAAUGGUACUGAAACUAGCAUUCCUAACAAAAGCCUAGAAAAAAAUCUUAUUGCAACUGAAGAAAAUAAUUUUAACAAAAAUGUUCCCGAAGAAGGGUGUUUUAUGGAAGAAAAUAACUCUAAUAUCAUUAACGAAGAACAAAGGCAAAUUCAAACCAAUCAAGAGGAGAUGAAUUUGAACAAAAAACGUUCUCUUGAAGAAAAUAAAGAAUUGGAAGUAAAUAAGGAGUCGGAUUUAGAUAGACAUGUUGAUAAAAAAAACAAGAAAUAG